Molecule: messenger RNA, 1653 nt
Organism: Aaosphaeria arxii CBS 175.79
Lineage: Eukaryota; Fungi; Ascomycota; Dothideomycetes; Pleosporales
Product: Metallo-hydrolase/oxidoreductase
Exons: 1
Coding region: 223-1422 (399 amino acids)
Biological process (GO): N-acylethanolamine metabolic process; N-acylphosphatidylethanolamine metabolic process
Cellular component (GO): membrane-bounded organelle; cytoplasm
Molecular function (GO): zinc ion binding; N-acylphosphatidylethanolamine-specific phospholipase D activity
Source: RefSeq, a predicted model, not a curated record
CGCACUCGGCUUAAUAGUCUUCCCGUCGAGUUCCAUCCGAUCCGACACUCCUCUUGACAACAUCAAGUCAUCAAGUCUGAUCUGUCCGACUACUUUGCUUAUAUAUGAGAGAAAGAGGGCUUCUCUUAACUAACUUCCUCAGAUUAUUCCUCUCUAAAUUCUAGAAAAUCCCUUUCACGGUCCCCAGUACGGAGAUAUUUUCUCUACCUAGAUUUUAACGUGAUGCCACCACAAUCCAUUUCUUUGACUCCCGUCUCCCCACGGCAUCCGCCCUCUUACACAACUCCUCCAUCUCACCACAUUAAUUCUCCCGCAUCUAGUUUCAAGAAUCCAUGGCCUUCCUUCCAACGCAAAAGCCCCCUCGAUGCUGCAAAGACGCGCUGGUUUUCCUCUUCGUCCAAGAACUUCGUGCCAGUCCCUUCGAACAUAUCCACCAUCAUCCCUAUCAACAAACCCGAUUUUGGAUCCGACCGGAAAGGACUCAAAGCGACAUGGAUCGGGCACGCAAGUUUCCUCGUUGAGACCAGCGACGGAAUCGUGAUCCUACUUGACCCUGUGUGGAGUCACAAAGUUGGGCCAUAUGGCGUUGUUGGUCCCGUACGCUUUUCUCGACCGCCUUGCUCCAUUGACGAGAUUCCCCAUGUCGACGCAGUGCUUAUAAGUCACGACCAUUACGACCAUCUCGAUUCAUGGACCUUGUCCGAAAUCCUCAAGAAGCAGAAAGGAGACUUGCAUUUCCUCUGUGCACUUGGAGUCAAAUCCGAACUCCUACAUCUUGGUGUAGGAAUCAAAGAGUCCCAGGUCACGCAACUGGACUGGUGGGACGGCAUCCGAUUAUCUAAAGAAAAUGGAGCCGGUGUGAACAGCGUUGAUUUGAUUUGUACACCUGCGCAGCAUUCCUCUGGUCGCGCACCGUGGAACUUCUCGGCUUCACUUUGGUGUAGUUGGGUCAUUAGGGAAUCAUCUUCAACAUCAUCUCCAUCGCCAUCGUCCUUGGAUACCAAUGAGUCUCCUACAUCAAAGUCUCUCUACUUUGCCGGGGACACAGGCUUUUGCUCCGUAGACUCGGACGAUCAAGUGUCCCAUCAUGCAGCUCCCCACCCGCCAUGCCCUGCCUUCGAGGAGAUUGGCACUCUUUACGGUCCAUUCGAUCUUGCUCUAUUACCCAUUGGUUGCUUCCAACCUCGAUCGUUCAUGUCUGGGGUGCACUCCUCACCACACGACUCCGUGGCCAUUCAUAAGGCAAUAAAGAGUAAGAGGAGUAUUGGGAUGCAUUAUGGGACGUUCCGGGGGAGCAUUAGUGCGCAUUAUGAACCUGUGACGGAGCCCGUGGAGAGGUGGCGACAAGCUGUUGAGAAGGAAGGUUUGGAGUGGGGUGUCGAUGCUGAUGUUUGUAGCAUUGGGGACACGGUCGUUGUGUAGAUGCAUAUGAUGAGCGCGCGUUUUCGUCUUGGACUAAUGGACGCACAACGGCAUCAAAGAGAGAAUACGGACUCGAAGGAAUCAGCUGGGACGAUGGGUCUCUUUAUACCGAGAUACCCAAAGAAUUGUAAACAAUCUCGCAUCGUGAGGGUGAAGGCAUGAUACCCCAUAUCAAAUUCACAGUUAUGUCAUGGUAGCUAGGUGUGGAUUGCAUGAAGCCAACAAUAUGCC